AUUUUGCAAAGGCGAUUCAUUCGUGUUGCAGUGAGAGCGGUUAAAAAAUGCGAAGAAUAUUGCGCGUUUGUGCGUUUGUAAUAAUCGAUGUACUGUUUGCUGAACUCUGCACGUGCAUGCCGACGCCGCAGUUUUACAGCGGGAGUCCGGUGGUGGAGCACCCUGGCGCUGCCAGCCCGCGGGUCAGCGGGGGAGCGGGGGUGAGUACUGAGCUGCUGGCCCCGGGAUGUCCUGUGCACACUGCCCGGACACUGGUGAGCGACCCCGGCCGGCUGGUGGUGCGACGAGCGGACCUCGAGCCCAAGGUCGUCCCGGCGCGGGCGGACCAGGGCAGCACAACCGUCCACGUGCACCGGACACCAGUUCCGUGAGGCAGCUGACGUGUCGCGUCAGCUCUGUCAGUGUGAUCAACAUCGAAGGAACAUCCGUGCUCGACAUCGCGGCCGGCGUGUUCUCCUAGUUUUGAGCGCUGCGCAGAUUUUAAAAACAUUUCUGAACUUUUACAAUAUAUUCCUUAAGAAACCAGUUCACAAGUAAGAUGUCGUGAAUGUAGAUGGAAUAAUGUUUUGUUUAUUUCUAACCAUGGAAAAGAAUAUCUAAUGUUCCACAAUUGUAAUAUUUCCAUGCGCGCAGUUAAUACUGGAAAGCUAUUCAGAGAUCGGUUUAAAAUACCUCUAGCAAAUGAAGGUACUGCGACAACACAAGGCAUAAAUUCCCGGGUAAGAAUACGAACCCAGUAUUACUACGAACACUAUUUGGCAGUGAUAGAGCUAUUUCCGUGUAAAUGUAUAAUAUUUACGGAUAUCUGUAUUUUUAACAUUAAUAUUUAUUUUUUCGUUUGCAAAAAGAAUGUGCAGUGCAAGUCAUAUUUGGAUGCCAUGUUAUAUUACAUGGGUCAAUAAGUCUGGAGUAAAGCAUAUGAAUAAAUAGCACUUGAAGAAAUAAAGGUUUAGUAUCUGAAGGGAACUUGCGUUAGCAAAUGAACGAUUUGAUAUUUAUAAAUAAAAUAAGACAACCAAAUAAUUAAAUGAAACUACACAAACGAGAUUUGUCACUCAGUUUCCGUGUCAGAGCCGCGUGCUGUUUCCCCCCCGGACAUGAGUCACAGAGACUGAGCUAACCCGCCUGCGCUCGUACUCGCCAUUUGCCAACAGCACUGUCAAUGUAGACCGAUGUGAACCGAACACACACUUUUAAUGUGUAUCUUAGCUCUCGGUAUACUGUAUUUACUAGGAGUAAUUACUUGAAUCGGAAGUCGCAUGGAACGGAUAUGUGUAACCACGUUGCUGACAUUUGUGGCGAAUAACGGGAACCAAAUUUAACAAAGCAAAAAAGAAACUUUAUAGUGUUAACUGUUUAAAGAAUUUUAACAAAAUGGGCCUUUUAUUAUGGUAAUAAAAUUCGUUGUCGAAAAUCAGCUUGAGUUUAGUAAUUUUUUAAAUUUUUUUUCGCAUCUAUCGGAGCCGUUUCUUUGUAUAGGUUAACAUUUCGCUCUGCAAAUCGCAUAAUUCGGUUGUCCACGUAGCUGCUCUAGCAACGAAUUCUAGCGGCGUGUGCGGAAACUACGCUUGAUUCGCUUCCAGAAUUUAAAAAAAAAAAUAAUAUUCGUAUGU
This is a messenger RNA of Bacillus rossius redtenbacheri, 1613 nucleotides long. RefSeq lists its product as uncharacterized. The record is from RefSeq and is a predicted model, not a curated record. The transcript is spliced from 2 exons. The coding region runs from base 48 to 371 and encodes 107 amino acids. NCBI's taxonomy places the organism in Eukaryota, Metazoa, Arthropoda, Insecta, Phasmatodea, Bacillidae.